GGUGUUGAGCCUGAUCCACAUCCUGCCCUGUCGCCCUCACUCGGGACCCCCUCCCAGGCUUGAUCUCCAUCGCUCCUAUAUAAAGUAGAGCAGUCGGGGUGCUGGGCCCCCUCGAGCCCCAGCAGGACCCCCCCAUGGAGCAGGAGAGAGUGGGGAGCUCUGUCCCUGCGCAGGGGGCUUUAGGGGAGCCCAGCACCCCCAGAAGAGCAGGGAGGGGGGCGGCACGAGGCUGUGCCAUCGGCUCGGGGUGACCUUGGGUGAGUGCUGCCUCCCGGGCAGCCUCCCGCCGUGCCUCAGUUUCCCCUCUGCUAGCUGAGGCCGUGACCCGGGGGAUGGGGUGCAGAAGGGAGACCCCCCCCCAGUGCUGGGUGCUGCACCCACCAUGGGGAGCACGGGACGGGGGGGGGGGGAAAUGGGGACAUACAACCUGCGACGAGUGACCCCCCCCUGUGGGGACACCCACCUCUGCUUGUCCCCAGUGCCUGGGAAAGGUGGGGGACGAUGGCGGCACAUGUGGCACCGCUGUCCCCCCCCGGAUCCCCACAACCCAGUCCUUUCAGGUAGCAGGCUGGCCCCAGUGAGGCCAAAUCCUGCUCCGGGGGUGCACUGCGAGGGGGCUGAGGUGGAAUAUGGCUGAGCCCCCCCCAUCCCAUCCCACUGCGAUGGGGAAGGGGGACAUUGGCUUGGGGGGGGGUCCCCUCUGUGUGUCCCUCCCCGGCGAUUUUAGCCGCGAUUUAGGGCCUGAGCUGGUGACACUAGAGGGCAGCUCCCUGCUCCACGCCCCGCCGGAGGGUGCAGGAUCUAUCCCUGGAUUCCAGGGCCCUGGAAGCGCCGUGUCCGUGUGUCCGCCCGUCCCUCGGCUGUGGGUGCUGCUUGGAGCAGCGGUGGGUGCCCACCUGCACCAGGGGACACCAUGAGGCCACCACCCCCCCGCACCCCCCUGGUGCUGCUGCUGCUGCUCUGGGUGCAGGGCACGGCCCGAGGCACCUUCCCCGAGGAGCCUGGGCCCAUCGCCGUGGCCCCCCAGGACUACGUGAAGCACUACCCCGUGUUCGUGGGCCAUGGCAUGAGCCGCUCGCCCGGCCCCGAGGCGGGGGGCCCCCCACGCCUCAACAUCCAGCGCAUCCUCAAGGUCAACAGGACCCUCUUCAUCGGGGACAGGGACAACAUCUACCGCAUCAGCCUGGAGCCCACUGGAGCCAGUGAGAUGCGCUACCACCGGAAGCUGACGUGGCACUCGAACCAGCACGACAUCAGCAUCUGCAGGAUGAAGGGGAAACACGAGGCAGAGUGCCGCAACUUCAUCAAGGUGCUGCUGGUGCGGAGCAAGAACCUGCUCUUCGUCUGCGGCACCAACGCCUUCAACCCCAUCUGCGCCAACUACAGCAUGGACACACUGGAGCCCAUUGGGGACAACAUCAGCGGCAUGGCCCGGUGUCCCUAUGACCCCAAGCACGCCAACGUGGCCCUCUUCACAGGGGGGAUGCUCUUCACCGCCACGGUGACCGAUUUCCUGGCCAUUGACGCCGUCAUCUACCGCAGCCUUGGGGACAGCCCGACCCUCCGCACCGUCAAACACGACUCCAAAUGGUUCAAAGAGCCCUACUUUGUGCACGCUGUGGAAUGGAGGAGCCACAUCUACUUCUUCUUCCGGGAGAUCGCUAUGGAGUUCAACUACCUGGAGAAGGUGGUGGUGUCCCGGGUGGCCCGAGUGUGCAAGAAUGACAUGGGGGGCUCGCAGCGGGUGCUGGAGAAGCAGUGGACGUCCUUCCUCAAGGCCCGGCUCAACUGCUCCGUGCCGGGAGACUCUCAUUUCUACUUCAAUGUCAUCCAAGCUGUGACCGACAUCCUGGAGCUGGAUGGGCGCCCCGUGGUGCUCGCUGUCUUCUCCACGCCUGCCAACAGCAUUCCCGGUUCGGCCGUUUGUGCCUUUGACAUGACCCAAGUGGCCGCUGUCUUCGAGGGACGUUUCAGGGAGCAGAAGUCACCCGAGUCCAUCUGGACGCCUGUGCCCGAGGACAUGGUGCCAAAGCCCCGCCCCGGGUGCUGCGCGUCCCCCGGGAUGCGCUACAACUCCUCCAGCUCCUUCCCGGAUGAGAUCCUCAACUUCGUCAAGACGCAUCCACUGAUGGAUGAGGCGGUGCCAGCGCUGGGCAAUGCGCCCUGGAUCCUGCGCACCAUGAGCCGGUACCAGCUCCGCAAGAUCGUGGUGGACAACGCGGCGGGGCCGUGGGGCAACCACACCGUGGUGUUCCUGGGCGCCAGCACAGGCACCGUCCUCAAGUUCCUCAUCCAGCCCAACGCCAGCUCCAGCCCCACGCCCGCCAUUCCCGGCAGCCAGAGCGUCUUCCUGGAGGAGUUCGAGACCUACCAGCCUGGGAGGUGUGGCCGGGACACGGUGGACGAGCGGCGGCUGCUGGGGCUGGAGCUGGACAAGGCGGCCGGGUCGCUGCUCUUGGCCUUCCCGCCGUGCGUGGCCAGGGUGCCGGUGGCCCGCUGCCAGCAGCACUCGGGCUGCAUGAAGAACUGCCUCGGGAGCCGGGAUCCCUACUGCGGAUGGACACCGGAGGGCUCCUGCGUCUUCCUGGAGCCCAGCCCCAGGGUGGCCUUUGAGCAGGACAUCACCGGCGGCAGCACGUCGCAUCUGGGCGAGUGCGAGGGGCUGGUGACAGAAAGCUUCGUGGACGAGCCGGACGGGCUGGUGUCGGUGAACCUGUUGGUGAUCUCCUCCGUGGCCGCCUUCGUCAUCGGCGCCGUCAUCUCCGGCUUCAGCGUGUGCUGGUUCAUCGGGCACCGGGACCGCAAGGAGCUGGCGCGGCGCAAGGACAAGGAGACCAUCCUGGCACACAGCGAGUCCGUGGUGAGCGUCAGCCGCUUGGGCGAGCGCCGGGCACGCACCGGCCAACCCGGUGCCCUGCUGGCCCCGCUCAUGCCCAACGGGUGGCCAAAGGACUUGGGGAAGGUCACCCAACACGACCUGGACUCGGGGGUGCUGCCCACGCCGGAGCAGACCCCGCUGCAGCAGAAACGCUGCCCCGGAGCGCUCCAAAACUGCACUUGGGAGCAGAGUCACAACAUCAUCAACGCCGCGUUGCGGGACCCCGGUGGGUCCGGUACCACCGGCACCGGCGCCGGUCGGCUCCACGCCGGCUCUGCCCGCCCGCCCCGCGGCAUCCCCCUCUCCUGCCACGCCAUCCUGGUGGAUCAGGAGCUGGAGGCUGAACUCAGCGACUCCUCGGGGGAUGGACAUUGGGGUCGGGAGCCUCAAGAGGGUCCCCGCACCCGGCAGCACCCACCCGCCGGCACCCGCCGUCCCCCCCGCAGCUCGUACGGUGACUUCUCCGGCACACCGCACCCCAGCCCCGAGCGCCGGAGGGUGGUUUCAGCACCCGGUGGGGAAGGGGGUGACUUUACCAAGGGGCCGCCUUGGCACCCUGACCAGCUGAACUUCAAUGCCAACAACGGCACGGGCCGCCCCGGCACCCACCUCAAGAGGAACCACACGUUCAACAGCGGCGAGGGUGCUUACGGGAGACACGGCACAGGGGCACGGGCACCCAGCACCGGGCCCCCGCGGGCGCUGACGGACCUGCAGCACCUCCUGCGCUACGGCGUGGAGCGGACUCCCUCGGGGAAAUAGGGUCCCACCGUGUGUGUGUGUGUGUGAGUGUCCCCCAGGACACUGAUGGGGUCCCUGGGGACAAGGAGGAGUGGCCAGGGCAGGAGCUGCGGGCAUGGGGUGAGAUGCUGCAUGGGUGGGGGGGACACACAGGCACCUCCUGGGUAGGGUUUGGGGGUGUCCCCGGCUGGCAGUGGGGCAGUGCCCCACGCUCCGGCUGCUUUGCCCUGGGUCCCAGGGGGGGUCCGUCCAUCCCGUCCCCUCCCCAGGCUGGACCCAGGGAUGCGGCACCUUGGGAGGGGGAUCCCUGGGAGGCAGCAGGAUGGACACACGGACACAGCUGAGGAAGAGCGGGGCUGUGCCCCUCACUCCGCAGCCCCUCGGCUCCAUCAGCUGCACCCAGGCACCCUAAGGAGGGGGCUUACGGGUGCCGCCAGCACCCUGGGGACACCCGGCCCGGGGGUGCUACGGGGGUGCGUUGAUUGUGGUGAUGGGACACGGUGAACUUUUGGGGUGCAGUGGGGCCGGUGAGCCCCCAAAUGUGUGUUAUCUGUGGAUGAGGCACACUCACACCCCUAACCUGAGCCCAGCCCCUGCCCAGAGCCAGCUGGGGGGGCUUAUCCAUCAACCCCUCCUGGAGAGCACAGCCGGGGUGUGGGGGCACCGCUGGGGCUGGGGGGUCCUCACCAAACCCACUCUCUGCUGGCAAAGGGUGCCCUUUUGGUGCCACACCGGGUUGGCGGGUCCCUGGGGGGGGGUGGCAGGUCCCCGGGGGGGUGGCAGGCUGUAAAUAGGGUGGGGGGCGGCGGGCCCCCCCCCGCGGCCAUGCAUGCGGCCGCCCGCGGUCUGUACCCCGCGGCCCCAAUAAACGCCCGUUUACCGGA
Molecule: messenger RNA, 4503 nt
Organism: Strigops habroptila (Kakapo)
Lineage: Eukaryota; Metazoa; Chordata; Aves; Psittaciformes; Psittacidae
Gene: SEMA6B
Product: semaphorin 6B
Exons: 17
Coding region: 914-3640 (908 amino acids)
Biological process (GO): negative chemotaxis; axon guidance; semaphorin-plexin signaling pathway
Molecular function (GO): chemorepellent activity; semaphorin receptor binding
Source: RefSeq, a predicted model, not a curated record